Messenger RNA from Vigna radiata var. radiata (mung bean), 4150 nucleotides. RefSeq names its product lysine-specific demethylase JMJ706. Lineage: Eukaryota; Viridiplantae; Streptophyta; Magnoliopsida; Fabales; Fabaceae. Gene Ontology annotation, biological process: chromatin remodeling. Gene Ontology annotation, molecular function: histone demethylase activity. The record is from RefSeq and is a predicted model, not a curated record. The coding region runs from base 1408 to 3774 and encodes 788 amino acids. The transcript has 11 exons. Gene Ontology annotation, cellular component: nucleus.
UUCGCUUUUUUCCUUUCUCUCUCUUACCCACUGUUUUCUCUCAUUCGCCUGAAAACCUCUUCACCGGCCGGAAAAUUUAUACUAUUUCCGGCGAUUUUUCACCGCUAUGGGGAGGAUUACUGUUUCCUCCUGAUUGAGCUGGUUACAUUACUCAAUUUUCUAAGUUUGGUCGUAGAAGGCUUUGGAUUUCUCGGAGACCUGGUUUCUACCUUCUACUCGCCGUUUUGGGAGAAUGUGGCGAGGCUGAAUAUAUUUCACGAGUCGGUCUUAGUCUCCAGGACGGUGAUCUAGGGUUUGACUCGGCGAUUUGGAUUCGUGUUUGUUUAAUUGUUUUUUUUCUGUGAAGUUUUUCUUCCGAGUAAACGAAGACGGAGCGUUAUAGGGAACGACUUCGUAAUGGAGUGGUAGGUCGAUCGUGCUUUCUGGACAUUUCUUCUGUGUAAUUUUGGUGUUUUGAUCAACUACAUUUAUUCAAACUCUGUGAUAUGCGUUUUGUUCUGGCUUGCCGUUCAGAUCCCGGGCAUUGUUCCAUCUCAGGCGGUUCGGACUCGAUUGGUCGUGCUUUGUUUAUGUUACCGUGAAUAUGAUUUUUCCAGUAUCACUUCCUAAUUUGAUUUUUCCCGUGUUUCUUUACAUAUACUGUACAAUUCUUGCCUUUUAAUUUUUCUAUUUGGUUAGAGAUUCGGAACUCGUCUCUGAAAUUUUUAAGGAAAAUAAAAAUAAGAGAAAGGGACUCGUGUGUUAUUUCUCCCCGUAAUUUAGAGGCUUAUGUUCUGUCAAGGAUUAAUAGAUUAAUAAUGCUUUUGUCUAGAAAUUCUUUUCUUCUUGGAAUAUAUUGUACUGGUUCAUUGCAUUCCGUGAAGAGGUUCGAUACCACCUUUUGUUUAUUUGGCUUAUUUUAAGGUGGGGGAAUGAUGAUGUUGAGAAGAGGACACUGUUCAAAUUUCAGCGCGUGCAUCCGUUGAAUUUUCAUAUAUGUUUAAUUAGAAAAUAAUUUUCUGUUAACCAUAUUUGGGGUUUCGCUUCGCGAAAUUCCGAUGUAAUUCAAAUGCUUCUGUUUGACAAAAUCUCCAAGUCGGCGUUGCGGUCAUUCAGUCGGUGGGUCAAUUUUUGUUGUCUUAACGGUUCGUACUUAAAGUUGUGACUUCCGUUUGGCCCAGGGUGGAGUCCUGACGUAACUCUUUCAUUCUAUUUAUGACUUUCGUUGCCCCACAACACACAGAGGAGGCAUCUAGUUGUUGACUCCUCAAUGGUCAUAUGCCAGAGUGAUAUAGCACUCCCCGGGUCCAUAGAUUUUUUUUUUCUUUUCUUUUAAAUUACAUUUUUCUUGGUGGGGUCGGGUUGUUUUAACUUGUUGGAUUUGGACACUUUUGAAGUGGAGAGGUGGGAGGAAGAGUACGUGAAUCUAUGGAAGCUAGAAACGGGUUAGAAUAUUUGAAACAUAAAAGGCUACAGCGAGCAAAAUCUGCUACUGCCAGUGCCACAGCAAAAAACAUUGCUAACAUGAUGAACAGAAGUGGAGGAGAUGCUCUUAGUACUUCUGCAUCCUAUGGUAUGAGGUUUCCUGGUGAUGCAAGUAGCUUUUCCCGGCGGAAGGUGGAUAAGUUUGACACAAGUGAUCUGGCAUGGACUGAGAAAAUUCCAGAGUGUCCUGUGUAUUAUCCAACAAAGGAAGAAUUUGAUGAUCCCUUGCUUUAUUUACAAAGAAUAGCUCCCGAAGCUUCUAAAUAUGGCAUAUGUAAGAUUAUUUCACCUUUGAGUGCUUCUGUUCCUGCUGGGGUUGUUUUAAUGAGGGAGCAAGCAGGGUUCAAGUUUACAACUAGAGUGCAGCCCCUUCGUCUUGCCGAAUGGGAUACCGAAGACAAAGUGGUGUUUUUCAUGAGUGGGAUAGAUUAUACAUUUCGUGAUUUUGAAAAGAUGGCAAACAAGUCUUUUGCACAAAGAUAUUGCAGUGCUGGAUGUCUUCCUGCCUCAUACUUGGAGAAAGAAUUUUGGAGUGAAAUUGGUUGUGGGAAGAUGGAAACUGUUGAAUAUGCAUGUGACGUUGAUGGUAGUGCCUUUUCAUCUUUGCCCACUGAUCAACUUGGGAACAGCAAAUGGAAUUUGAAGAAAUUUUCGUGGUUGCCCAAGUCUAUUUUGCGGCUCUUGGAGACAUCAAUUCCGGGAGUAACUGAACCCAUGCUAUACAUUGGAAUGCUAUUUAGCAUGUUUGCUUGGCACGUGGAAGAUCAUUAUUUAUACAGCGUUAAUUAUCAUCACUGUGGAGCAUCAAAAACAUGGUAUGGCAUUCCAGGUCACGCAGCAUUGGAAUUUGAAAGGGUGGUGAGACAACACGUGUAUACUAAUGAUAUUUUGUCAACUGGUGGGGAAGAUGGAGCCUUUGAUGUUCUCCUGGGAAAAACAACUAUGUUCCCACCAAAUAUUUUGUUGGAGCAUGAAGUUCCUGUCUACAAGGCUGUUCAAAAUCCAGGGGAUUACGUAAUAACUUUCCCCAGAGCAUAUCAUGCUGGCUUUAGUCAUGGCUUCAACUGCGGAGAAGCAGUGAAUUUUGCAAUUGGUGAUUGGUUUCCUUUAGGGGCUAUUGCAAGUCAAAGAUAUGCACUUCUUCACAGAGAUCCUUUGCUUCCCCAUGAAGAACUUUUAUGCAAAGAAGCAAUGCUUCUGUAUGAAACAUUAACACUUGAAGAUUCAGACAUUUCCCCUGAAGAUUUGUUAUCUCGUAAUUGUGUUAAGAUUUCUUUUGUUAAUUUGAUGCGCUUUCAACAUUGUGCUCGUUGGCUGUUAAUGAAAUCAAGGGCAUGUACAAGUGUUUCUUCACAUUCUCAGGGUACAAUUCUCUGUAGCCUCUGCAAACGGGACUGCUAUAUAGCUUAUGUUGACUGUGAAUGUCACCUGCAUCCAGUAUGCCUUCGCCAUGAUGUAGAAUCUCUUGACUUCACCUGUGGGACCAAGCGCACACUUUAUCUUAGGGAAGAUACUCCAGACAUGGAAGCUGCGGCCAAGAGAUUUGAGCAGGAAGAUGGAAUUUUGAAAGAGAUACUUAAGGAGAUGAAAAGUGAAAAAAACAUUUAUUCAUGCCCUUUGUCGAACAUGUUCCAGAUGGCUGAGGCUAAUGGAUAUACACCGUAUUGUGAGAUGAAAUUUGAUUCUACUGCUAAUAUUUGUACCACCUCAAAGCUGUCAACAAACAAUCAAGAGCAUAUGCGAAGUCAAUUUGUUUCAAGACCUGAGGUAUCUUCUGCUUCAUCUACGCCAUGUUCUCUUUCCAAACCUCCUGAGAUCUCUGCUUCCAAUAUCGACGAGGUGCAUGCUAACUUUAAAUUAGGCAGUCCUGAUUUUGAAGAGAAUUGUGAAAGAAUAUCCAAUAAUGCUUCUGAGUCUUUCCAAUCCUCUCUUCAGUAUGAAUGCCCUAAUAAAUCUAUGGGUAAUGUGCAUAGAUUAGAGAAGAAGCUUAUUGUGGAUAACAAGAGUGAUGAUUCUGAUUCAGGGAUUUUUAGGGUUAAGCGCCCUUCUUCUCUUAAGGCAGAGAGGAGAAAUAUAAGAGGUGCUACGUUUUCAACAAAUUCUGGGCAGCAGGAACUAUUGAAGAAAGAGCUUAACGAAGGAAGGAGUGUGAGCAAAAGAAAGGAAAGGAGUUACAAAUAUAGUGACGGUGUUAGUCAUAAGGUAAGAUAUAAGAAGCGAAGUAAUGAGGAAGUUAGUAGACGACGACGACAUCAUAGGUUGCUGCAUUCCAUAGAGGUUGCUCCAAAGCGCCUUAAAGCUCGGGAUUGAAUUCAGUUUUUAAGUUGACUUUUCUAACUUCAUUAAAGCUAAAUAGGCUUUCUAACAACAGGCAAAGUUAACCAUAUUCUUUAUGCAGGCCUGACAUUUGGCAAUCUGCAUGACAAGGUGAUCAUUUUUUUAUUUUUAUUUUUAUUUUUCUGAUGCAUUCUUUUUUGUAGCCUUGUACCUUGGACUACUGAAAUAAACUUCACAGAAAUUCUUCAUUUCUUCUAAUUCCUAUUCUUUUCUUUUUGUAAUAUAAUCUGCACCGUUGUCGACGAUUAGGAUAUUUUUAAUGUUAGUUUUUGUGAUGUGUAUGUCAUGAGUUACACACUUUCUCUCACAAAAAUGAUUUGGAGACUUAUUAAUGUUUAAAUUGAAAAAU